This is a messenger RNA of Amorphotheca resinae ATCC 22711, 1711 nucleotides long. RefSeq lists its product as hypothetical. The record is from RefSeq and is a predicted model, not a curated record. Lineage: Eukaryota; Fungi; Ascomycota; Leotiomycetes; Helotiales; Amorphothecaceae. Bases 1 to 1392 code for a protein of 463 amino acids. The transcript has 3 exons.
AUGUCCAAGAACUUGGAAACCAGCCAAACCAUCAGGGAACCACGAGAAACAAGGGUCAUCUAUGAACAGCUUCUCCCCUUUCCUCUUCUUGUUGUUCUCCUCCCUUGCAGCCGUUUAUUCUUCGAGAACAAUGCUGGCCGCAGUGAUGGGGAAUGGGUCUACUAUGACAAAACAGUUUGCUGUCAAGGGAACAGGCUUAAUAUUCAUCUUGGCCCUCAUUUUAUACCUCACGCAAGUACUCCCAGGACAUCACCACCGCUAUUCCGACCUACCGAAGCAAUUGCUUACAAUUACACCCUCUCCAGCUUCUACAGUUCUUUGUUGGCUCUCCACCCUUCACAGUUUCCCCAGACAAUCCAGUUUACGAGUGCAAUUCCCCCUUCACCUACUCCAGCGGCUUCUGCUGAGCCUCCUCCGCCCUCAGAAUGUUCGCCUCCGCCCUCUCCAUACGACCGAACCAAAGUUGCUUUCCUCGUUGAAACGCGACCCCUCCCGCACCUCCCCGCACUCUUCGCGCAUAUGACCAGCCUCAUCCCACCCGAAUGGACCUUCAGAUUCAUGGGGUCUCCCACUUCAAUCGCUUUCAUGAGGUCCUCACCGAUCAUCUCGCGUCUGGAAGCUUCCGGAAAGCUUACCAUCAUCCCGCUCCCUUCUACAUACUCUGUGUCAAGUCGCGAAUAUAUAAGCCGGAUGUUCACGGACCCCCACCUCUACAGAGAUAUUCUGGCGCCAGCCGAACAUCUGUUGGUCUUCCAACCUGACAGUAUCUUUUGUGCCAACGCACCUGUCACAUUGAACGACUUCUUGGAAUGGGAUUGGAUCGGUGCACCAUGGUCGAAGACGGCUAAAUAUGGCGGGAAUGGGGGGUUGAGUUUGCGGAAAGUGAGUAGGAUAUUGGAAGUGCUAGAGAGGGAAAGGAGGCCUGAGUGGGAUGGCGCAUUGGAGGAUUUGUGGCUCACUGAUAGACUGCAUGGGUUACCGGGGGCCAGAAUACCUAACGCGGCUGUCAGUAAGAAAUUCAGUGUGGAGAGUGUAUGGGAUGAGACGCCGUUGGGUUAUCAUAUUGGGUGGUUGGGCGUUCAUCAUGAGCAGGUGAAGCCCCCGUUUGAGUUUCGCACCUCUGCGAGAUAUGCUGACCCCUUCGGACAGAUCUGGGAUGAUCAAGGCCAGGUAGAUCAUAUCAUGGAAUAUUGUCCAGAGGUGAAAAUGAUUCUCGGAAUGAAGCUAGCGGGCGAUAAGCCUAACGGCGUUGCACUGCAGACCAUUGUUCCCUCCCAGUUCCUACUCUCCGGUGGUUCUGCCGAGUAUCCGUAUCCCACUUACAUCUCUACCAACGAUAGCUCAAUUGGUUCAUACGGUCGUAUCGCGAGAUUUCUGACAUCAGCUUCUUGAGCUAUUGUCAAUCUCGCCCCUCUUCCUCUUUCUGAUGUAUGUUCGUGAUCCAGUCAGGAAGCUGGACAGGACGUAUGGCGGAUUGACUGGGGGUCAACUAUGAUAAUUUGGGGCCGAGGCAUUGUAAUAUGCUUACUAUCACCCGUCAUGAAGACCGGAAACUAGUUAUGCUGCUUCGAUAGAGCUGGGGGAGUGGAAAUUCGAGGGUAGUAAAGCUGUAGCUUGGAGAUUGUACGGAACUGCCAGAUGAUCUGGCAGCGCACAGGAGAACGGGGUCGGCCCGUGAGAAAUUUUGUAUGGUCGCAUACUGCUCACCACU